Messenger RNA from Euleptes europaea (tarantolino), 4414 nucleotides. It is a transcript of the gene NOS1, whose product is annotated as nitric oxide synthase 1. The coding region runs from base 8 to 4339 and encodes 1443 amino acids. The transcript has 28 exons. The record is from RefSeq and is a predicted model, not a curated record. Gene Ontology annotation, biological process: nitric oxide biosynthetic process. Gene Ontology annotation, molecular function: NADP binding; heme binding; calmodulin binding. Lineage: Eukaryota; Metazoa; Chordata; Lepidosauria; Squamata; Sphaerodactylidae.
GACUACAAUGGAUGAGAAUGUGUUCAGUGUGCAGCAGAUUCAGCCCAAUGUCAUCUCGGUGAGGCUUUUCAAGCGCAAGGUUGGGGGUCUCGGGUUCCUUGUGAAGGAACGUAUCAACAAACCACCGGUGAUCAUCUCAGACCUGAUCCGAGGAGGGGCAGCCGAACAAAGUGGCCUUAUUCAGAGAGGGGACAUUAUUCUAGCAGUCAAUGGAAGGCCUUUGGUGGAUAUGAACUAUGGAAACGCUCUGGAGGUCCUGAGGAGCGUCACCUCGGAAACCUACGUUGUUCUCAUCUUGAGAGGCCCGGAAGGUUUCACCACUCAUUUAGAGACUACCUUCACUGGCGACGGGACACCAAAGACUGUCCGAGUCACCCGGCCCUUGUGUACGACCCCGACUUCGGUUGACUUGCCGUCCAGUCCGAGCAUCCUCACCAAAGAUCAGCAGCAAGGGGCGGACCUCGCUACAAUGGGUGGUUCCGUCAGUUCUCGAUGUGCCCGAGAGAAUGGGCAGGGAGACGAGUCUUUGGUGCAUGUCAACGGUGUGGUUUCUGGCACCGUUGCAGUGGACUCCCUGAAAGGUAACAGCGACGACAUUUCUGAGCGUUGCCUGAAUGGUAGUGUUGAAAACAGUGAACUGUUAAAAGAGAUCGAGCCGGUCCUGGACCUUCUGAAGAACAACAGCAAGGAACUCAACAGAGAAGCGCAAUCCAAGAUGGACAAACGAGAUGUGGAGGUUCAGGUGGACGGGGAAGAAGACCAGAAGUCUGUGAAGUCUCUGCCAGCUGGGAUGGAGAAUAACCGAGUCAUCAGUGACUACUGGGGAAAUACCAACACAUCUGUUGUUGUUGUGAGCAAUGCCUCUUCAGAAAACAACCAGCUGCCACCCUCGGGCCGGCAUUCACCAACCAAGGGCCUGGUGAACGGGAGCCCUUCCAAGUGCCCGCGCUUUGCUAAAGUCAAGAACUGGGAGACGGGUUCCGUGCUCAACGACACCUUGCAUCUCAAGAGUUCCUUGGUGACGCCCUGUAGCGAGAACGUCUGCAUGGGUUCCGUCAUGUUCCCUUCCCAGUACAUCCGAAAGCCAGAAGUCAAGACGAAGGAACUGCUGCUCCCGCUAGCGAAAGAAUUCAUCGAUCAGUACUAUUCCUCUAUCAAGAGGUUCGGCUCCAAGGCCCACAUGGAGAGGCUGGAAGAAGUAACCAAGGAGAUUGAAACGACGGACACUUACCAGCUGCGCGAUACAGAGCUGAUCUAUGGAGCGAAGCAUGCCUGGCGCAAUGCCUCCCGUUGCGUGGGCAGGAUUCAGUGGUCCAAGUUGCAGGUGUUUGAUGCCCGGGACUGCACCACCGCCCAUGGGAUGUUCAACUACAUUUGCAACCACAUAAAAUACGCCACUAACAAAGGGAACCUCAGGUCUGCCAUCACCAUAUUUCCCCAGAGGACUGACUGCAAACACGACUUCCGAGUCUGGAACCCUCAGCUCAUCCGAUACGCUGGCUACAAACAGCCGGACGGCAUCAUCCUGGGAGACCCGGCCAGUAUCGAGCUGACAGAGCUCUGUGUACAGCAAGGGUGGAAAGCUCCCAGGGGCCGCUUUGACAUCCUGCCGCUGCUUCUCCAAGCCAACGGCAAUGACCCGGAACUCUUCGAAAUCCCACCUGAGCUGGUGCUGGAAGUACCCAUUCGGCACCCCAAAUUUUCCUGGUUUAAAGACUUGGGGCUGAAGUGGUACGGCUUGCCGGCUGUUGCCAACAUGCUGCUAGAGAUCGGAGGCUUGGAGUUCUCUGGCUGCCCCUUCAGUGGAUGGUACAUGGGGACUGAGAUCGGAGUUCGCGAUUACUGUGACAAUUCUCGCUACAACAUCCUGGAGGAAGUUGCCAAGAAGAUGAACUUGGACAUGCGGAAGACAUCUUCACUGUGGAAGGACCAGGCAUUGGUGGAGAUCAAUAUUGCUGUCUUGUACAGCUUCCAGAGCGACAAAGUGACCAUUGUGGACCAUCACUCCGCCACCGAGUCCUUCCUCAAGCACAUGGAGAACGAGUACCGGUGCCGGGGUGGGUGCCCUGCUGACUGGGCGUGGAUCGUCCCCCCGAUGUCUGCCAGUAUCACCCCUGUCUUCCACCAGGAAAUGCUCAACUACAGGCUCACCCCUUCCUUUGAGUACCAGCCUGACCCUUGGAAGACGCAUAUCUGGAAGGGCAUCAAUGGCACUCCAACCAAGAAGAGAGCCAUCGGGUUUAAAAAGCUAGCCAAAGCGGUGAAGUUUUCCGCCAAGUUGAUGGGGCAGGCAAUGGCGAAGAGAGUGAAGGCCACCAUCCUGUACGCCACGGAAACAGGAAAGUCCCAGGUCUAUGCAAAAACCCUGUGCGAAAUCUUCAAGCAUGCCUUUGAUGCCAAGGUGACGUCAAUGGAUGAGUAUGACAUUGUCCACCUGGAGCAUGAAACCCUCGUGCUGGUGGUCACAAGCACCUUUGGCAAUGGAGACCCACCUGAGAAUGGCGAGAAAUUUGGCUGUGCUCUGAUGGAAAUGAGGAAUCCGAACUCCAACCUGGAAGAGAGGAAGAGCUACAAGGUGCGUUUCAACAGCGUCUCUUCUUACUCGGAUGCCCGGAAAUCCUCCAGCGAUGGACCAGAAUCCCGGGACAACUUUGAGAGCACCGGGCCACUGGCCAAUGUCAGAUUCUCCGUCUUUGGCCUGGGGUCACGUGUCUACCCCCACUUCUGCGCCUUUGCCCGUGCCGUGGACACUCUCUUGGAGGAGCUGGGAGGGGAACGCAUUCUGAAGAUGGGAGAGGGGGACGAGCUGUGCGGGCAAGAGGAAUUCUUCAGGACCUGGGCCAAGAAGGUCUUCAAGGCAGCGUGUGACGUGUUCUGCGUGGGGGACGACGUGAACAUUGAGAAGGCCAACAACUCCCUCAUCACCAAUGACCGGAGCUGGAAGAGGAGCAAAUUCCGCCUGACUUACGUAGCCGAGGCCCCGGAACUAACGCAAGGUUUAUCCAGCAUCCAUAAAAAACGAGUCUUCGCAGCCCGGUUGCUAUCGCGUCAGAAUUUACAAAGCCCCAAGUCCAGCCGCUCCACAAUCUUCCUGCGGCUUCACACCAAUGGGGAGCAGGGGCUACGUUACCUCCCUGGAGAUCACCUGGGUGUGUUUCCGGGCAACCAUGAAGAGCUGGUCAAUGCCUUGAUCGAACGGCUUGAAGAUGCGCCUCCCGCCAAUGAACUGGUGAAGGUGGAACUCUUGGAAGAAAGAAGUACAGCUUUAGGUGUCAUCAGCAACUGGACAGAAGAGAACCGUAUUCCGCCCUGCACCAUCUUCCAGGCCUUCAAAUACUACCUGGACAUCACCACCCCUCCCACCCCCCUCCUGUUACAGCAGUUUGCCUUGCUGGCCACCGACGAGGAUGACAAGACGCGCCUCCAGGUUCUUAGCAAAGGUCUGCAGGAGUUCGAGGAGUGGAAAUGGUCCAAGAACCCCACCCUGGUCGAAGUUCUGGAAGAGUUUCCGUCGGUGCAGAUGCCCUCGACUCUCCUCCUGACCCAGCUUCCGGUCCUUCAGCCUCGCUACUAUUCCAUUAGCUCCUCCCCUGACAUGUGCCCUGACGAGGUCCACCUCACAGUGGCUGUGGUCUCCUAUCACACCAGAGAUGGGGAAGGACCAAUUCAUCAUGGGGUCUGUUCCUCAUGGUUCAACCAGAUACAAACAGAUGAAGUGGUGCCAUGUUUUGUCAGAGGAGCUCCUGGAUUCCACAUGCCACAAGAUCCACAGGUUCCCUGCAUCCUGAUUGGUCCCGGGACUGGAAUCGCUCCUUUCCGGAGCUUCUGGCAACAGCGACUCUUUGAUGUGAAACAAAAAGGGCUGGAGCCGUUUCCCAUGACUCUGGUCUUUGGUUGCCGACAGUCCAAGAUAGACCACAUUUACAAGGAGGAGACCCUAUUGGCCCAAAACAAAGGGGUCUUCAAGGAGCUCUACACAGCCUACUCCCGGGAGCCAGACAUACCAAAGAAAUAUGUGCAGGAUAUCCUGCAGGAACAGCUGGCAGAAUAUGUUUACAUCGCACUGAAGGAGGAAGGCGGCCACAUCUAUGUGUGUGGGGAUGUCACCAUGGCCGGGGAUGUCCUCAAGACCAUCCAGAGCAUUGUGAGUCAACAGGGCCAGUUGGCAGCAGAAGAGGCCAGCGCUUUCAUUAGCAAACUAAGGGAUGACAACCGUUACCACGAAGAUAUAUUUGGAGUCACCUUGCGCACCUACGAAGUGACUAACCGCCUCCGAUCUGAGUCGAUUGCGCACAUUGAGGAGAGCAAGAAAGACACGGAUGAGGUUUUUUGUUCUUAACCACCACCGUGUUGCCCCUGAUGGGACGCCAAGCCAGGCCAGUCAGAGUAGCUCCUGCUGCUCUCUUCCAGCCCA